Messenger RNA from Sordaria macrospora k-hell, 3144 nucleotides. RefSeq lists its product as uncharacterized. NCBI's taxonomy places the organism in Eukaryota, Fungi, Ascomycota, Sordariomycetes, Sordariales, Sordariaceae. Gene Ontology annotation, molecular function: DNA-binding transcription factor activity, RNA polymerase II-specific; DNA binding; zinc ion binding. The record is from RefSeq and is a predicted model, not a curated record. Gene Ontology annotation, biological process: DNA-templated transcription; regulation of DNA-templated transcription.
AUGCCUUCCACUCAACCGACACAAAAGAGAAAAAGAGCCUGUGAUUCGUGUCACAAGCGAAAGAUCCAAUGUGACAGCGCCGAUGUGCCUUCUUCCAACUGCAAUUGGUGCCAUCACCAUGGCAUGACGUGCACCUUCAAUCGUGUGGUCGGACGGAAAACGUGGGCUCGGAAUAGGAACGGGAGCGGCGGAAGCACCACCACAGCCGGCAAUCCAAACUCUGCCUCAGUCGGCGGCCCCUCCCCCUCAUCGGCUGUCGUCGACGUCACUGUCGGCCCCUCUGACCCCGAUCUCCGUCCCCCUAAUGCAAGCCAAUCUCAACCGCCGCAACUGUACCAACAGCAGCCGCCUCCGUCACCACUCCCACUCCCACCACAGCAACAGCAACAACCACUGCCACCCCUGGCCGCCCAUCUUGGCAUCUCAAUACAAUCAAACUCCGAUCUUGGGGAUCCUCAACACCGUCAUUCAUCUCUCUCCGGAUCGAUCGACGACAGCAUCUAUGCUCAACACCUGGACCCUUACAACCAUCCACACUCACCCUCAUCCUCUGUUGCCUCAACGCCAUCAGGAGCAUCAACAUCUGGCUUUGGUGCCCCUACUCGACCUGCUUCCCGAUCUGGAGCUAGCAAUUAUCACGCCUUUCCAUUUUCGGUUCACAACUCGGAAUCAUUCCAUCCAAGUCCCCUGUCCCGCACACAUUCCCCUCACGGGAGUGUCUCUUCAGUGCAAACACACCACACAAGCCAUACCCCUGCCCAGUAUCAACAACAACAUUAUCAAAAACAACAUCACCAAGAACCAGAACAAGUCCACCCCGUCUACUCCCACUUCCCCGUCGCCAACCCGAACCUCAUCCCCAACUCAGGCCACAGCUCUUACUUCGGUAAGCUUCAUUUCGCCGGCUACCACCUAGGAGAGAUCUCCUCCUACAACGGCAUCCCCUUCUUCUCCGAAGACGGCCAAGCAUGGAUCCGUUCUCGCACCGGACAAGAAGCCUCCUUCCCAGCGAUAUGGGGUGACGUUCCCCCUUGGCAGACGCGACCCAGCCUUGAUUCUGUAUUUUUGUGCAAGGUGGCUCAGCAGCCAGUUGGCCAGCUGGAGUUGCCGGAACGUAAAGUCGUCGAGCAAUACGUCUCCUUUUUCAUCGCGUCCGAGUUCAGGCUGGCGUUCCCGCUGGUUGAUCCGGUGCUGUUUAAUGAAACACUGGAUGUGGCUUAUGGACACGAUGGGGAGCAUGGUGAGAUGAAUGGGUUGAGUUUUGAGCAGAUCACUGCCAAGGCAUGUGUGUUUGCGUUCUUGUCGGUAAUUUCUCUGCUGGAAGCCGAGAGGACGGAGAGGUUCCCGGAUAUCCCAAACAUUGAUACCGAUAUGAUGGCUGCUAAGGCGCAGAUGCUUUUGCCGCUAACUAUCCAAGCGUUGGACAUCACGAGUCUACAAACGUCGUUCAUGCUGUGUCUCUACCAGCUCUUUCUGGGACAAGUCCAGUCGUCGGCUAUGCUCCUCGCGUUUGCCUGUCGGAUCAUGUUCAUGUUGGGAGGGCAUAAGCUCUCAAACGCUUCGUGGUUACCAACACCUGAAUCUCGAUCUGGCAGCGGCACAGCUACCCCAGCUUCAGCACCAGUCGACAUCGCAGACCGCAAACGCCGUCACCUCCGCAAACUCUUCUGGCUCUGCUACAGCGUCGACACCGACAUCUCCCUCCGAACAGGCCAACCCCCUUCCAUAGACAAUGACCACUGCGACCUUUCUUUACCACCAGGCUACAUUGACAUCCAGUACCUUGACCGUCAAGAAAUCGAAUCUCUCAAAGAACGACAAAUCUACCCCUUUCAUAACCCAUCCGCGUCAUCCCAUAGUACUAAUAAGAACUCCCCAUAUUCCUCCCAAGGCGCAACACCAACCUACCCAUCCAACAUGAACCUCCACUCCGGUACUCCCAUCCCCACAACCAUGCCAUCAGCAGCAGCAGCCCGAGGACAUGGACACGGACACGGAAUCCAACACCAUCCCUACUCCGGCCAACCCUACCUCCAACUCGACGAAACCUCCAUCCCCGUAUUGCCAGGGGACCUCCGUCUAACUCUGAUCAAAUCCAAAACCUGCAAACUUCUUUACUCCGCCUCGGCCCUGCGCAAGUCCGAUGCUGAGCUGCUACGGGAUAUCAGAGAACUAGAUGAUGAGCUGGAACGGUGGAGGAUGUCGGUGCCAGAACGGUUUCGGCCUGCGCUUUCGCUUCCUAGGGGUUCAAAUUCUCCAUCGCGGGGACGACAGGGAAGUGAAAGGUGGAGCGAGGGGAAUGGUCAGCAGCAGGAGGUGGCUUAUUGUCAGGGCCAUGGGCAUGCUGGCCAAGGGGAUGGACGAGAGCGGGAGCAGGGCACAUCGUACAAGCCAUGUGGCAGAUGUCUGUACUGCCUAGGUGCCCAUACCAGGUCCACCGCCUCCGCCUCCGGACAACAACAAAGACCAACGGGACACGGCGGAAAGUUCUACGACGCUGGCAUGUCUGCCGAAAGCGUUCGCACCAUCCUCAUCAACCUGCAGUAUCACCACCUCGUGGCAACCAUCCAUCAGGCGACUGGCCGCUGUAGAGCCUGGCAGAGCCGGAGCGCGGCGAGGAUGAGUGGCUGUAGGGUGUUGGAGGAUGUGGAGAACGCGUCGAGGCCGGGGGAGGUGUUGAUGGAGGGCGUCAGUUCCAGCCUGGCACUGUCGGUGGAGGCCAGUCGGUCGACACUCAUCUACCUACGCUCUGUUACGCGCGCUUUGCUGGGAGAAGCAUUCUGGGUAAUCAUCCUCUACCCAAUGUCAGCAGUAAUGACCAUCUUCUGCUCCAUCCUUCUCAACCCCCUCGGCCCACAAGCCGAAGACGAUUUACGGUUACUCGAGUCCGCACCGGACUUGAUAAAAGGGAUACGUAUCCGUCGACCGACGCAGACGGAGCUGUUGCAUUUGAAGACGGUAGAUGAGUUCAUGGGAGAGUUGAUGAGGCUUGGUGGGUGUGCCAUCAGGAGGGCAAAGGAGGAGAAGAGGGAGAGAGAGUUGAGGGAACAAAGGGCUAUGGGAGGUGCAGAUGGAGGUGGAGGUGGAAGUGGAGGCUAUAGGUUGCCGGAGUUGAGUGAAGAGAGUGCGAGGCAGGCGGGAUGA